Aspergillus novofumigatus IBT 16806 is the source of this 1132-nucleotide messenger RNA. Its product is annotated as 40S ribosomal protein uS3. Bases 78 to 878 code for a protein of 266 amino acids. Gene Ontology annotation, cellular component: nucleus; cytosolic small ribosomal subunit. The transcript has 3 exons. Gene Ontology annotation, molecular function: RNA binding; structural constituent of ribosome. Gene Ontology annotation, biological process: translation. Lineage: Eukaryota; Fungi; Ascomycota; Eurotiomycetes; Eurotiales; Aspergillaceae. The record is from RefSeq and is a predicted model, not a curated record.
GAACGACUUCCCAACUUUGGUGCACCGCUACGGCCGUUUCUUCGACAACCUAGAAACCAACCAGCAGAAACGCAAUCAUGGCCGCUGUCCAGGGAGCUAUUUCGAAGCGCCGCAAGUUCGUCGCCGACGGUGUCUUCUAUGCCGAGUUGAACGAGUUCUUCCAGCGCGAGCUGGCUGAGGAGGGCUACUCUGGUGUUGAAGUCCGUGUCACUCCCACCGUCACCGACAUCAUCAUCCGUGCCACCCACACUCAGGAGGUUCUCGGUGAGCAGGGUCGCCGCAUCCGCGAGCUCACCUCCCUCAUCCAGAAGCGCUUCAAGUUCCCCGAGAACUCCGUCUCCCUCUAUGCCGCCAAGGUCCAGAACCGCGGUCUGUCCGCCGUCGCUCAGUGCGAGUCCCUCCGCUACAAGCUCCUCAACGGUCUGGCCGUCCGCAGAGCCUGCUACGGUGUCCUGAGAUUCAUCAUGGAGAGCGGUGCCAAGGGUUGUGAGGUUGUCGUUUCCGGAAAGCUGCGUGCUGCCCGUGCCAAGUCCAUGAAGUUUACGGACGGUUUCAUGAUCCACUCCGGUCAGCCCGCCAAAGAGUUCAUUGACAGCGCCACCCGUCACGUCCUUCUCCGCCAGGGUGUUCUUGGUAUCAAGGUCAAGAUCAUGCGCGGCUCCGACCCCGAGGGCAAGGCCGGUCCUCAGAAGACCCUCCCUGACUCCGUCACCAUCAUCGAGCCCAAGGAGGAGCAGCCCAUCCUGCAGCCCAUGAGCCAGGACUACGGUGCCAAGGCUCUCGCCGCUCAGCAGCUCGCCGAGCAGCAGCGACUUGCUGAGCAGCAGGCCGCUGAAGGCCAGGAGGGUGCCGGUGCGGAGGCUUACGCCCAGGAGUAAUCUGGUUUCUUUUCUCUAAAAUAGGCCGUGCUCUUCUUUUCUUCGUUCCUGUCGUCCUACCUACCUACCUACUUCCAACCUCACGCAAUAAAGAACACUACAUGAACUUCAGUUGUCUCCCCUUCCGACAAUAUUGUUCGCAGCUGCCCGGAGAAUCUCUCUUGGGCUUACAGCUCUCUCCUAGAUCCCUAGUGAAAGACCUAGGUAGGAUACCAAAAGUGAUGCUUGAAAUGAAAUGAGAUUGCGGAACGGGG